Malurus melanocephalus (red-backed fairy wren) is the source of this 5597-nucleotide messenger RNA. It is a transcript of the gene TLR3, whose product is annotated as toll like receptor 3. Gene Ontology annotation, molecular function: transmembrane signaling receptor activity; protein binding. The transcript is spliced from 5 exons. Gene Ontology annotation, cellular component: membrane. The record is from RefSeq and is a predicted model, not a curated record. Gene Ontology annotation, biological process: inflammatory response; immune response; toll-like receptor signaling pathway. Lineage: Eukaryota; Metazoa; Chordata; Aves; Passeriformes; Maluridae. The coding region runs from base 185 to 2875 and encodes 896 amino acids.
UGCCUUUGAAAGACUCUAAAAUAGACACCAUAAUGUUUGUUUAACAGUUGGAGUGUUGCGUUUUGCUGAGGUGUAUCUAAAAAUGGUGUUUGGCAACAAGGAUCAGAGAUUUUUAGACCAAUAACUUGAAUGACUGGUGGCAAAAUAUUUGAAGACAAUUGACCGUCUCACUGUGAAAGAUAAAAUGAUGCGAAACGCUAUUCUUUGGUGGAGCAACUUAUCUGUCAGACUGAUGUUUGUCUUCUGGCCGUGUGCAUCAGCUGGAAAGCAAUGUCAUAUUGAAAAUGAAAAGGCUGACUGCAGUCACCUAAAGCUGGCUCAAAUUCCCUCUGAUCUCCCAAACAACAUAACGAGUUUGGACAUUUCUCAUAAUCAGCUAAGACAGCUAGGCCCCGCAAAUUUGACCAGGUACAGCCAGCUGGUUUACUUGAAUGCAGGCUACAACAGCAUCUCUAAACUGCAACCAGAAUUGUGCCAAAAUGUGCCUCUGUUGCGGAUUCUGAAAUUAGAACAUAAUGAAUUGUCUAAGCUCCCUGACAGAGUCUUUGCUUACUGCACCAACCUGACUGAGCUCAAUCUAGGAUACAACAGACUAAAUAUAAAAAAUGAUCCUUUCAAAACCCUGGAGAACUUGAAUAUUUUGGACCUAUCUCACAAUUCUUUGAAGUCAGCCAAUUUAGGAUUGGAGCAAAAGCUGGAAAAACUCCGUGAACUCAGGCUGGGUAGCAACCAAAUCACUGAGUUGAAAAAAGAAGACUUCAGUUUUCUUAGCAACACUUCAUUGAAUAGUCUUGAUUUGUCAUCAAAUCCACUAAAAGAGUUUCAUAUGGGAUGUUUACAUUCAAUUGGAAAUCUGUUUGGCCUCAUCGUGAACAAUGUUGAACUUGGUGAAAAUCGCACAAAGAAACUUUGUACAGAAUUAUCAAACACAGCAAUUCGGAACCUCUCACUGAGCCAUGUGAAGCUUUUCCACAUUGGCAAGUCAACUUUCCAGGGACUGCAAGCAACAAAUCUUACAAUUUUAAACCUUUCCCAAAAUUCUCUCUCUGUCAUAGAAGAUGACUCAUUUCAGUGGCUUUCAAGUCUACAAUACUUAAACCUGAAGUUAAAUAAUAUUCAUGUAUCCUCUCAUUUAUUUUAUGGAUUAUCCAGCCUUAAAUAUUUGAAUCUCAUAAACUCACUUAGUGGUAAAAUUGAAGAUUUUUCUUUUCGUUGGUUAUACCACCUGGAGUACCUCAUAAUGGAUAAUAACAAUUUUCCAGGAAUUACAGCUAAUAUGUUCACAGGUCUGAACAACUUGAAAUACCUGAGUCUCUCUUACUGCAACAUAAACUUACAGAGAAUAACUAAUAAAACAUUUUCAUCACUUGCUAAUUCUAGCCUACAGGUUCUCAACCUCACAAAAACUAGAAUCUCUACAAUAGAAAGUGGAGCAUUUUCUUCCUUGGGAUACCUGAAAAUUCUUGAUCUUGGUCUCAAUGAAAUUAGUCAACAGCUCACAGGUCAUGAGUUUAAAGGUCUCAAUAAUAUACAAGUUAUUUAUCUUUCCUAUAAUAAAAACUUGACUUUGGGAAGUGAAUCAUUUAUUUUUGUUCCAAGCCUUAGAAAACUGAUGCUGAGGAAGGUAGGGUGCAGUAAUCUGGCACUUUCUCCAUCACCUUUUCAUCCUCUACGAAACCUGACUGUCCUGGACAUCAGCAAUAACAAUAUAGCAAACAUAAAUGAAGACUUGUUUGAUGGACUUGACAAACUUGACAUACUAGAUUUGCAGCACAAUAAUUUAGCCCGACUUUGGAAACAUGCAAAUCCAGGUGGCCCUGUUCUCUUUUUAAAAGGACUUUCCAAUCUACAAAUUCUUAAUUUAAAAUCAAAUGGGCUUGAUGAAAUUCCAGUUCAGGUUUUCAAGGGUCUGUUUCAAUUAAGACACUUGGAUUUAGGAUCCAAUAAUUUGAAUUUGCUUCCAGCAACGCUGUUUGAUGACCAAGACUCUCUGAAUUCAUUGAAUCUUCAGAAAAAUCUGAUAACUUCAGUUGAAGAAAAAGUAUUUGGAUCACCUUUCAAGAGCUUGAGAAAACUAGAGAUGGAUUCUAAUCCUUUUGAUUGCACCUGUGAAAGCAUUGCUUGGUUUGCUGAUUGGCUCAAUGUGACCCAAGUAGUUAUACCUGGACUGAGGUCCCAGUACAUUUGCAACACACCACCUAAAUAUCAUGGUAGUCUGGUUUUGUAUUUUGAUAGUUCAGCCUGCAAAGACAGUGCUCCAUUUAAACUUCUUUUUGUGAUCUCUACCACCGUUGUGACGCUACUCAUUUCUAUUGUCCUUACCAUCCAUUUUGAGGGGUGGAGAAUAGCUUUCUACUGGAACAUUUUAGUUAAUCGAAUGCUUGGUUCUAAAGAAUUUGAGAGGCAACAGGAACAGUUUUAUUAUGAUGCCUACGUUAUUCAUGCAAGAGAGGACAAGAAUUGGGUGUCUAAAAAUUUCAUGUCUCUAGAAAAAAAUAACCACUUUGAAAUAAGAUUUUGUUUAGAAGAACGGGACUUUGAAGCUGGCAUAUCUGAAUUUGAAGCCAUAAUUAAUAGUAUAAAAAUGAGCAGGAAGAUUAUUUUUGUUGUGACUGAACACCUCUUACAGGAUCCCUGGUGUAAAAAUUUCAAGGUGUAUCAUGCUCUUCAGCAAGCUGUUGAACAAAGUCGGGACUCCAUCAUACUGAUCUUUCUCAGUGAUAUCCAAGAUUACAAGUUGUAUCAUGCCCUUCAUCUGAGAAGAGGAAUGUUCAAAUCUCGCUGCAUCUUGAACUGGCCAGCCCACAGAGAACGAAUCAGUGCAUUUCAUCAGCAAUUAGUGAUGGCACUUAAAUCUAGUAGUAAAAUGCACUGAUUUUUUGAACUAGAGAUUUGAAAUACGGGGUCAUUUUAUUGUAUAUUUUCUACCACUGGAAAACUAGCAAGCCUUCAUGAAGAUCUGAAAAAGUUUGUCAUCCUGUAAAGAUAUGUAUGAGUCACUAUAAUUUAAAUUUACUUGUUUAUAUUCAUGUUUUUGCUGAUACUUUAACUCAGCUGCACUGAAGUGACAUAUUAAAAGGGAUCAUGGUUGGUAAUAAUUUACUCUGAAGAGCAGUGAGCAUGACUGAUGUUCUGGGAGCUGAUGUAGGGUAGAAAAGAUUCUCUAAGGGGAUAUACAAAAGAGAAUGCAUUAAUGAUAAAACAGGAAAUUCUGCAUAGAAGGCAGAGUGGACACUACUUCUAGCUUCUGAAACAUGGGGAGAUUCAGUGUAUUGAACUGGAAAGCUUUCUUUGUGAAACACAGUUAAGUAACACAGCAAAUUACUUCUGUAAUUCCAACCAAGAAACUUAGCAGUUUCAAAGUGAGUUUUAAAACCUUUGUGGUUGUGCCUUCUGGGUGGGGCUAAUGGUGGUGGCUAUCAAAAGUGACUUUCAGGCUGAUGAGUCAACUGAUUUAAUCAAUUUAGUAUCAUGAAAAAAGUUCUUUUGCUCUUCUCUGGUGAAAUUCAGAGAGCUGACAGAAGGAUAUUAUUAAUACUGAGAGAUGUUACCUCAAUUUUUUGAGUGCACAUAGAACUGUAUGUAGGCCUGUAGAUAGAACUUGAGAUCUAUGUGAAACAUGGCCAAGGCACAGCUGCUGCACCUGUAUAAAAUUAAAGGCAUAGAUAUUUUUAUAAUAUGACCAGAAGACAACUUUAUGGAGAAAGUGGUACUACUUGGUACCAAAAAUUUUGUUACUGGUGAAACAACAACAAAAGUCCAUCCAAAUAAAUAACUUUAAAUGGUAUAAGAAACAUUAUUGUGACUACAGCUAGAGUGGGAAAAAAUUUUAAAAUUAGAUAAAUUUCCAAUUUUUUGUUUCCUUUUGCACACACAUAAAGGCUAUGCGUAGGCUUCGAUAGCUAAAAAGAAAACUGUAAAGAAAUCAGAACUCUGUAGUUUAAUUUCUUGUAUGCUAAUCUAGUUUGAUUUUUUCCUGAAUGUACUUUACAGAAAUAUGGGCUAGUUCUCAAUUGACAGGGAAUUAAGGUUCAAACUUAUGGGCUAGUUGCUUGAUCUGGAGAGAGCUGAGACUGAGCAAAAUGUGCUUUGAAAGGGUGUUUAUAAUGUUUAAGACUGGCUAAAAUGUUAUGGUGUGUCUGAGCACAAUUUAUUGUAAAUUUGACACAAGGCAGUGAUUUGUAUAUUUUUGUUAAUAUUUAAUUGCUGUUUCAAGGACCUUGUAAAACUUUUCCAACUAUUAUCAGGUGCGUGAUCCUUCAAUAGCUCAGGAAUGUAAUUUAAUUUCCUAGCAUAUCCCUCAACUUCAAUACCAUUAUUGCUACAAGGAUGCUGUUUUACUGCUUUAGAAAACAGCUUGCAAUUAGUUCUAUAGCUAACAUUUUGAACAGCUUUUCUCAUCAUUUGCUAUAUGCAUUGAAAACAUGGGGUUUUAAUAAUUAUGUCCCAUGAUGAUAAAACCAAAAACCUAAACAAGACAAAUAUUUAAUGAAAUAGAUUUUUCAUGCACUGCAAUAGUGAAGGGAUUGUAGAUCUCUUCACUUGCUUGGGAAGUCCUGAGUGAAGACAAAACAGGCUUUGUUUACAGCUGAAGUGAUAGAUGAUGAUUCCCUAAUUACAGUAAUAGGAUUAUCCCCAUUGUGAUGCUUUCAUCUCAUCUUUCUGGCCUUUUCAGAGGGAGUGACAAAUUCUUUCUUCAUGCUUAGGCCGUGAAAGUUGAGGAGGCAAGCUGGUAAUACUGGUGUGCCAGGUAUGCAUCAUGCCAAUUGCUCUUUCUCUUAUUUAAAGACUAACAUGUGACAGGGUUCCUAUGUUUCCUAAAUCUGCAAUGACACAUAGCAGCAGAAUUUCUCUUUCCACAUCAAUAUAAAUGGUUUAGAAAAUGUUAGUAGUUCACAUGGAUUUUAAAAAUUACAUAAAGUUGAAGAGAAUAUGUGGAGAAAUGCUGAGGUAAAAGGUGAUACAAGAGGUCAGACUAGAUGAUCAAAUGGUCUUUUCUGACUCUUGGAGCCUGACAAAUGACAGCAUAUCUAAAUUUCUACAGAUUUUUCUAGUUAUUAAAAUGCACCCAAAAUUGGUUUCAGAAUAGUGAAAAAAAUGUUAUGAAUUAAGCUUAGCUUUGUAAUGCAGCUAAGUAUACAAACAAGAAGUACUUGGUGAUGAAUGAAAAAUCACUUUAAAUUAUAAAAACAUGAUGAAUGCAUUCCGAACAGUUAUUUUAGUAUCAAGAUUCAGUUUAAAAUAAUUUACCACAGAAAAAGACAUUACAAGGCUCACAAUGACCAUUAGACUAAUAUAUUAAAAAGUACAAAAGUAAUAAUCUCAGGUCCAGUGGCAAACUAACUAAAAUUUUCCCAUAAUUUUCCCCUGUUUUUCUGGGAGUUACCCACUCCUGCUCUGUUCCUGUACAUUUGCUUUACAAUUUUAUUGAGAGAAAUAAAUGGGCUUUCCAUGGCAAAGUGUUAUAAAUGCUUUGCAGCGGGCAGCAUCAGAUUAUAUAAUGCUGAUUUGCUGAGGAGUUGAACAUCAAUAAAUGAAAAAUACUUGCAUACUUGUAGUAUCAAAGAUAUUACCUAGGACUAAAGAGGAGCUAUUUG